Messenger RNA from Ailuropoda melanoleuca (giant panda), 1200 nucleotides. RefSeq names its product DDI proteasomal shuttling factor 1 (gene DDI1). The record is from RefSeq and is a predicted model, not a curated record. The transcript has a single exon. Lineage: Eukaryota; Metazoa; Chordata; Mammalia; Carnivora; Ursidae. The coding region runs from base 1 to 1200 and encodes 399 amino acids. Gene Ontology annotation, molecular function: aspartic-type endopeptidase activity; protein binding. Gene Ontology annotation, biological process: proteolysis.
AUGCUGCUCACCGUGUACUGUGUGCGGAGGGACCUGACCGAGGCGACCUUCUCCCUCCAGGUCAGCCCUGACUUCGAGCUGUACAACUUCCGCCACCUCUGCGAGCUCGAGUCCGGCAUCCCCGUGGACGAGAUCCAGAUCCUGUUCUUGGAGCGGCUCCUGGCUGACGACCACUGCUCCCUGGGCUCCUACGGCCUCCGAGACGGCGAUGUGGUAGUGCUGCUGCAGAAGGAGGCCGUGGGGCCGUGGCCGCCCAGACGGACAUCCAGCCUGCCGCAGCUCGACCUCUCCGGGAUAGCCGUGCCCGGGACGUCCGGCAGCCGCCCGCUGCACCCGCCGCCCCGGGCCCCGCCGGGCCAGCAGUCCCACGGCCUGAACUCCGGAGAGAAGAGGAGGGCCACGCGGGGUCUGGACAGCGCCGGGCUGAUCCGGAGCAUGCUGCUGUCCAACCCCCACGACCUGUCGCUACUCAAGGAGCGCAACCCGCCCCUGGCCGAGGCCCUGCUCAGCGGCAGCCUCGAGACGUUCUCUCAUGUCCUCAUGGAGCAGCAGAGGGACAGGGCCCUGAGGGAGCAGGAGCGGCUGCGGCUCUUCGCGGCCGACCCCUUUGAUUUGGAGGCUCAGGCCAAGAUAGAGGAAGAAAUCCGGCAGCAGAACGUCGAGGAAAACAUGAGCAUCGCGAUGGAAGAGGCCCCGGAGAGCUUCGGACAAGUAACCAUGCUCUAUAUCAACUGCAAGGUGAACGGGCAUCCGCUGAAGGCUUUCGUGGACUCCGGGGCCCAGAUGACCAUCAUGGGACAAGCAUGCGCCGAGAGAUGUAACAUAAUGCGGCUGGUGGACCGCCGCUGGGCUGGGACUGCCAAGGGGGUGGGCACGCAGAGAAUUAUUGGCCGGGUCCAUCUAGCCCAGAUUCAGAUAGAAGGCGACUUCCUGCAGUGCUCGUUCUCCAUCCUGGAGGAGCAGCCCAUGGACAUGCUUCUAGGACUCGACAUGCUCAGGAGACACCAGUGCUCCAUCGACCUGAAGAAAAACGUGCUGGUGAUCGGCACCACGGGCACGCAGACUCACUUCCUCCCCGAGGGGGAGUUACCCCUGUGUGCCAAGCUGGUGUGCGGGGGUGGGCAAGACGAGCCUCCAGACAAGGAAGAAGCAGAUACUAUUAAACAUUCGGUCAAGGAUUUAGGACGGAAAAAGCGUUGA